AUGCGGUCUGCAGCGCGAAUUGCCACCGCCCUCGCGCUCUGCUUGCUAGCGUCCGCGCAAGACACGGCGACGCACUCGGCAACAAACGCCGCUUACAAGUACCUGGCGGCGGCCCAGACGGCGCAGCAAGCGACGGAGCAGAGGUUUGCCAGGUUGAUGCCGUCGCAUUCUUCACACACGCACGCGAGUCUUCGGCUGGCCGCAGCGGAGGCGUCGCUGCAGCUAAAUCACGCACAGCACGAGAGUCUUGUGGCUGCUGCCUCGGAGGCCGCCGGCGAACUCAACUACCAGGCGUCAGGCUCCCGCACCUUCUCAAUGCGUGUGCCUGCAAUGCUGAUGUACGCCCCAAUCGCUCAGGAGCUCGCGGCGAUCCAGCAGCGCAGCCUCGCGCAGAUGAAGCAGCAGUCAAGGCUGGAGGCUCUCGAGCUGGCGAGGGAUACCUUCGAGCACGAGGCCGAUCAGCUCUACGCCCCGCUGUUCCCAUCUACAACGAGCGAUGACCAAGGCGGCGGCGGCCCUGGCUAG
Messenger RNA from Emiliania huxleyi CCMP1516, 525 nucleotides. RefSeq lists its product as hypothetical. The coding region runs from base 1 to 525 and encodes 174 amino acids. The record is from RefSeq and is a predicted model, not a curated record. The transcript is spliced from 2 exons. Lineage: Eukaryota; Haptophyta; Isochrysidales; Noelaerhabdaceae.